AGACAGGAACUUUUAAUUAGUAGAUAAACGAAAGAGAAGUGUGCUUUUCACUGCUCUCUGUUGAAGCGGUGCGUUGAAUGAUACAUAAGCUCGACAUGAGGUCUGCAGUAAGUUUACAGAAUAACGUGAAUUGAGAGGACUGCGUAUAAUUUAACAUAACGUUAAUGGUACUUAAGUAACUACGAUCGAAAGCACUUUUUACAGAGUGAUUGGAACGCCGCAACCCGGCGUACAUCCCAUGGUGCAACCCGGGGCUAGAAGAUGCCGAAGAUGAUAUAACCAAAGUCAAAUGCUACUAGUGUUGUCUUCUUCGAAAGUGGUGUCAUGUUGCUAUGUUGAACAUAAUGUACGUUCCGUUUUACUUUAUAUUUUGCACCUGUGUGUACUCUCUCCGCGCGUCACUGCCCGUGAGCGUCUAAACGUGGUAAAAGGCAACAGUGUCCAUCUGAGAUGAAACGUAGUUGGCGUGAAUCAUCUUGCUUCACCCGUUAAUCUCUGCGGUGGAACACCGUGUUCUGAACUCUGCGGUGUGCUUUGUCCAUAGCUGCAUCCGAGCCAGAACAUGGGUCCAAAGACAUAUAUUAUUUUACUGUCUACUUUUAUACCUAUAAAAGACAUUAAAUAUAUACAUUAAAUACAUACAAGAAGAUCCGAUUAUUAAUAUUGCAUUAUUACUGGAAUACUAGCAUUUUGCCUUUCAUUAUCAACAUUAUUAUUAUCAGGAAUAAUAUUACGAAAACACUAGUAUUACUAACUAAAAGAACAAAAGCAGCAACAUGCUUAGGUGGUUUUAAUGUCGUGACCCAACCUACUUAACAAAAACAUGUUCUUAACUAACUUUAAGUAAACACACUGUAAAUAACCAAACACAUAAAAAGGCAACUGUGCAAAUAUUCAAUAAAUAUGCAUUAAGGUUUCUAAUUAGUUGCAGUUUACUUCUUUUUCCAAAACUUGAUGUAUUUUGAAGAAGUAACAACAGUGCGGUCAGUUCCUACUGAACCAGUCUAAGGACUUUUUGCUUGUUUGUACUUGUCACGUGAUCUGCCCUUUAAAUAACACAAAAACAAGACAAAAACAAGAGGAAAAACAACUUGUGACGUUUAUGUUCACCCCCCCUGCACGAUUUUUACUUUUAAGACUUGACAUCAAAACAACUUUGAAGCUCUAAUGAGAUUGUGGCAUUUCCUUUAUGUAAUUAUGGACCAUUAACAUCAACUGGCCGUGCAUCAUGCAGGAUCUGACUUUGUAGUAGAGAGAUAAAUGAAGGGGUUCUGCAAACAGCCUUUGUGCAUCCUCCAAAUAGUGAAAUAUAAUGAAUUAUUUCCAAAACAAGACAACGGCAGCAUUAUCAUAAACAUCCAAUGUUAAUGUGAAGUCCUAAUAUAAUAAUAUAUUGUAGUACUACACACAAGGUUAUAUAUAAUACAUGAUUCAUAAAAACUCAGUGUUUACUAUUUCUGUUUCUAGAGUCAACCAUGUGCCUUUCUGUAUGGAGUUUGCAUGUCUCUUUCGGCGUCUGGGUGGGUUUCUACAGUAACAUGCAGUUGGGUUGAUUGGGUAGGAGUUCUUGUGUGCCACUGCUGCUUUUUACAGUUGUUCAGUAAGACAGAUAAUCCAAUAGGUGGUGCUACAUGUCCAGGGAGACUUUGGAACUUUGUGAUUUAUUGUUUUAAUGGAAAUAGUUUCUUUUUUAUAAUGUGAUUUUACCUUAAUAUGCAUUUAUUUUGUGUGCUUGUUAAUUUUUUAUACGACAUUGAAAAGCUAAAACAGGAAUAUUUUGCUGCUUCUGUAUACUGUAUAUACAGUAGGUUAUCAGAAUCAGAAAAGCUUUAUUGCCAGGUCCUGUAGAGCGCACUUUACAUAACGAGGAAUUUGACUUGAUGUUGGCAGGUGGUGCAUCUUAGCAUAAAAAAAGUACAAACAGUACAACAUGCAACAUACAACAUACAACAUGACAUAGUGACAGUACAACAUACAACAUGACAUGGUGACUGAACGACAUACAACAUGAAAUGGUACUUGGAUAGUGCAAUUAAGGAUACAAUUAAGGAUGGUCAGUUUAUAACAUGACUUGCUUUUCAGCGGUGAAGUAUCCCUUUAAGUAACAUAUUUUUACACAAAAUACAUUGUCUGUCAGUCAUGAUAGUAAGAUGAAGGAGAGACAUGAACACAAUCACUGUUUCAAACACAGUUCAAGGUCAAGUCUUAUCACUUUUAACUUAACAGCAGAACACUAAAUAAGCUACUACCACAAAGAUCAUGAGUUUCUGACUUUAGGGUCAGGGCUAUUAUAUGUUACCUAUCACUCUGAUUUAUUCUUAGCUUAGUUAUUAGCGAAAUGAAAUUAAUUGCUCACAACUGAUUGAAAAUUUUAUUACUUUAUAGGGUCAGUUUAAGAAUGUUGUGUUCUCAACACUUAUUUUCCAGCCAACAAACAGAAAAAACAGUAGGAGAGUUUGUUAAUAAAACAGUCAUAUCUCUAUGAUCCCAGUUAUUCACUGAUAACAUCUGUGAGAGAGACCUUAUUUUGUCUCAGAGUCUAUGUAUGACACAGGAUGUUUAACGUCCAUCACUGUGUGCUGUACUGAGGAACCAGCCAUGGGAUCGCUGCUGCCGAUCAUUCUUAGCCGUGAAUACCUUAUUUGUGAGGGUGACAGACUGGCAGUGUUCCCUUAUUUUGAUGUUAACCUCGAGAUCCAUCCUGAGCCACAUUCAUUUAAGUACGACCGCUUCCUAAAUUCAAACGGAACCAGGAAAACAGAUUUUUACAAAGCAGGGAAGAAGGUGAAGUACUACACCAUGCCCUGGGGUGCAGGGGUGUCUAUGUGCCCCGGACUUUCUUUGCCACUAAUGAGCUGAAACAGUUUGCUUUCCUCAUGCUGGUCUACCUUAUCUUUGAGCUGAAGAAUCCUGAUGAAAUGCCUUCAGUCGAUACAGAACAAUUCAUCCACAACAUGAGUUUCAAUACCGACUCUGAUAUAAAACUUGGUUCUUUUUUGUCAUCAGUAAGAUUUUUUUGGCACAAAAGAACAUCUUAGAACAAAAAGUCAACUUUUUUUAUUUAAUUCAAUAAUGUAUUUGAGCGCAGGCCAAGCGCUUGAUCUAAUAUAGAGAACACCAUGAGCUAUGGUUUAUCAGGUUCAGAUAACACUAGCCGAUCAUCCUUGACCUUUCCUAUUGUGCAACUUUACUGUAUUAAGUAUCAAAUGCAAACAUGCCCCAACCAGAGGCUUUUAACGCAGUCAGAAACCAGGAAGGCCACAGAAUAUGAAGCAUAUAAUAUAUUAAUUAGAUGACUUUGUCCUUUAGAUCAGGUGAAUGAAACAUGUGGAUGUUUUUCUCUCCACAAGAGCCUGUUAAACUGUCAGACUGAAUUGGGUGCCCAAACUAUGGCCAGCAGAACAACUGUGGCCCGUGAUCCAUUUUUAAUUGGCCUGCAGAAAAUUCCAAAAAUAUACCAGAAUAUGGCUCGCAUGUGAAACCUGCCCAUAUUGCAUUUUUUGGUUUGAAAUCUAGGUGGAGAUACUGAGAUACCUUCUCUACCAUUCAGAAGUGGUCUGGCUAAGUCACAGCUCCGUGCUUCAGCAGUUUUAUUCUCUGUGGUCAGAGGUCAACCAGUUUGUGAAGGAAAAGACCAACCUCUGCACUCCACAAAUACAUACAACACAAGGAACAACUCACUCCGCAUUAAAAGUGUGAAGUGCUGACUGUUUGAGCCACAGUUGCUCACUUUCAAUAUCGCACACACAAAUCUUUUUGUAUAACUACAAUGCCGAUUAAAGACUCUUUAGGUAAUCUUUAGCUUUAUUACUUACUGUAAAAAUGUAAUCAUUUUAUGUUGAUAGCAUUUUUAAACACCCUUGAUGAAAAAGGUUUGGACAACCCUGGACCAAAAGAACAAAUACAACCUUUGUCACGUCUCUGUCUCCAUAACCACCUGAGUUUGUGUUGCAGUGGGAUAAAGGACUCAGUUUUACAGUAUCUAAACUAUGUCACUAUCUCUGUGAUUUGCAUCUGGUUAUCUUUUUUAAAUGUAGGCCACAACUCUGUGAAAUCUAGGUUUGUGCAAAUGGGUCAUUGAUUUUAAGAAAAUCAGUCAGCAUAAUUACAUGAGGGGAGCAGAGCAGAGCGGACUCUUAUAAAUACCUAGGUGUGCAUCUGAACAAUAAACUGCACUAAGAUCAUAACACAGAUACACUGUAGUCUGCAGUCUUUUGGGGUGAGGGGGGGCACUCCUGGACCAGGACUCUGACCCACUGGAGGACUCAUUGUCUGCUCUGGAGCAGCUUCAGUAACAGACUGAUCCACCCUCGCUGUGUGAAGGAGAGAUAUCGCAGAUCUUUUCUACCUGCUGCUGUCAGACUCUACAACCAGAACUGUUAACUGCAUUUGCUCUGUUUAUGGAUGUGUGCUCUGUUUAUGGAUGGCUUCUCUCUGUUAUCUGUCUUUUUGCUGUUGUGGGGUGCAAUUGCCCCGCUGUGAAACUAAUACAGGCAUUCUUAUUCUUAUUUUGAAAAAAAAAAAAAACAGUUUAAUGAUUACAAUGCUCUUUGAAUAGCUGCUUUAAAUAUACUAUCAGCAGUUAAGCAUUGAGUGCUCUUACAGUACCAUACUGUGAUUAUAUGUUAUACAAUCCGGGUCAGUUAAGUACACAAACCCAAGACUCAAGUGGAAAUAUUAUAUAUGUGUAAUCCUAAAGAGGACAUUUAUAGAGAGAAUUCAUUUUUUCCUAGAAAUUUGUAGAACAGAAACAUUAUACAGUACAUAAUUUGAAGUACCUUAACAUUGCUGUUAUUGCGGUUAUUAAUUAAAUACUUUCCAAUAUAAAUUGAUUUAUACAAUAUUUGUUUUGUGGUGAAAACAAAUUGUUUGCAUCUCAGUGUUUGUGUAUCAGUGUUUUCAUUGUUUGACUAAAACAAACAACAAUGGUCAUUGUUUGACUAGGCAGAGGCUGGAAUGGUGAAACUGAUCCUGUGAGCAGAGGGAGGAGCAAAGGGUUGUUUAUACCACGGGAUGUUUAACUUGCUUUCAAAUCAUUGUGUGCUCGACCGAGGAACCAGCCAUGGGACUGCUGCUACCGAUCAUCCUCAGCUGUCUCGCAGCUCUCAUAGCAGGACUGUACGUUCUCGGGGUGUUUCGUCAGCGACGACCAGGAGAGCCCCCUUUGGAUAAAGGCCUUGUUCCCUGGCUUGGUCAUGUCUUCGAGUUUCGCAGGAACACCUUCAAGUUUCUGCAAAGGAUGAAGCAAAAACAUGGAGACGUGUUCACCGUCCAGAUGGGUGGAUUUUAUUUCACAUUCCUGCAGGAUCCGAUGUCAUUUGGGGCAUUUGUUAAAGAGACUCGAGAGAAGCUGGAUUUUGUCAAAUUUGCAGUCCAUCUGGUGCGCAGAGUGUUUGGGUAUGUUGCCAUAGAAAAUGAUCACCACCUACUUGAGGUAUCCAGCAAUAAGCACCUGAAAGGGGACGGUCUGGGGGUUAUGACACAAGCCAUGAUGAGCAAUUUGCAGAACCUUAUGCUGCACAACAUCAACUCAGAUGGAGAACAAAAGACCUGGAUAGAAGACGGGCUGUUUAUGUACUGCUACAAUAUUGUUUUCAGAGCUGGCUACUUGUCUCUCUAUGGAAAUGUUCCCAGCAAGUCAGUGGAAAGUGAGGAAAAAGCCAAAGAGAAAGACAGAGCUGAAUCAGAAGCCUUAUUUUACGAGUUUCGGAAAUAUGACCAACUCUUCCCCAACCUGGCUUAUGGGAUCCUGUCUCCAAAGCAAAGAGCUGAAGCAAACAGCCUAAUGAAUUACUUCUGGAAAACGCUGUCAGUGCAGAAGAUAAAGGCCAAGGACAACAUCAGUCGCUGGGUGGGGGACAUGCAGCAAGCUAAAGAGGAGCUGGGUAUGGAAGAGUCAAUGAUAAACAAGUACAUGUUUCUUCUGCUGUGGGCCUCUCAGGGCAACACAGGCCCCUCUUCAUUUUGGCUGCUCCUCUUCCUCAUGAAGCACCCAGAAGCAAUGAAAGCUGUAAAGGAAGAGGUAGAUAGGCUUGUGAAGGAAAGUGGACAAGAAGUGAAGCCUGGUGGCCCUUUGAUCGACCUCACUCGUGAAAUGCUGACAAAGACUCCAGUCCUGGACAGUGCAGUGGAGGAGACUUUGCGCCUCACUGCUGCACCUCUUCUAACGAGGGCAGUGCUCAAGGACAUGACCCUGAAGAUGGCCGACGGCCGCGAAUACCUGAUUCGUGAGGGUGACAGACUGGCAAUGUUCCCUUAUUUAGAUGUUCAUGUUGACCCUGAGAUCCAUCCUGAGCCACAUUCAUUUAAGUAUGACCGCUUCCUAAAUCCAAACGGAACCAGGAAAACAGAUUUUUACAAAGCAGGGAAGAAGGUGAAGUACUACACCAUGCCCUGGGGUGCAGGGGUGUCCAUGUGCCCCGGACGUUUCUUUGCCACCAAUGAGCUGAAACAGUUUGCUUUCCUCAUGCUGGUCUACUUUGACUUUGAGCUGAAGAAUCCUGAUGAGAAGAUCCCUGAAAUUGACUUCAAGAGAUGGGGUUUUGGAUCGAUGCAGCCUCUGAAUGAUAUCAAGUUUCGAUACCGACUUAGAUAUUAAACUACUCAUUCAUUCUGGGGGUAAUCAAAAUCUGUAAUCAUUUGUUGUAUUUACAAGAAAUCCUGUCAUUCAAUUGUACAUUUUUUUACAUUUCAGUGUUACAAUGUGAUAAGCUCAAAAUAGUUGUUGCUCACAAAUUUAAAGUUUUCUUGUUCUGCAACAUGUGAUUUACCACACACCACUUGGUUCUUUUUCAUCAUCAUUUUUUUUGGCAAUAGGCUUAAACAAGAGAUUUCAGUAAGCAACAGUGUGCAAGUAUCAUAUGCAUUAUUUCAAAUGUAAACAAUUCAAUUCAUCUGAUGUGUCAUUGAUGAUUAUACACAACUUGAUGCAACAAACAGCAGUGAUUCAUAGCAAGGAAACCAUUGAACACAUACAGUUUUUUUCUGUAUUCACACAACACAUGUUUCUUUUCAAUCUGCACAGUUUUAAAAUGUAAUUACUCAACCUUUAUGUGAAGCUUCACACUUAUCUUUGCAAUAAAAACAGGCUGGAUAAACAAAUAAUGCACAAUAGCCACUAUGUCUUUGUUGUUUUAAAGAAAAAAUGUUAAUGAAUGAAUGAAUGAAUGAAUGAAUGAAUGAAUGAAUGAAUGAAUGAAUGAAUGAAUGAAUGAAUCAAAGAGUCAAUAAAGAGUCAAUCAAAGUUGUCUUUAGACUUACACAGAGACAUAUGUAUAUAAGGUUCAAGGCUGACCGCUUGAUCUACAGUAAUAUACUGAACGUCAUGAGCCAAGGUUUAAACAGGUUCAGAUAACACAGGCCGAUCAUCCUUGACCUUUCCUAUUGUGCAACUGUCCUAUAUUAACUCCAAGUGCAAACAUGCCCCGACCAGAGGCCUAUAACAUAGUCGGGACCAGGAAAGCCACAGAAUAUGAAAACAAAUAAUAUAUUAAUUACACAACUGUGUCCUUUAAAUCAGCUGAAUGAUUUAAAGUACAUCCUUUACAAGACGUGCCAGUGACCAACUUGCAUCUAGGUUUGUACAAAUGUGUGAUUCUAAGAAAAUCAUUCAGCAUAAUCAUUUUGAAUGGAAAACCAGUUUAGUGAUUACAAUGCUCUUUGAAUAGUUGCUUCCAAUUUUCAGUCAAGCAUUCAGCACUGUUACAGUAUGAUGCUGUCAGUAUAUGUCACACAGUCAGGGUCAAUAAAGUACACAAACUCAAGAGUCAAAUGGAAAUAUAUGUGUAUAAUC
Molecule: messenger RNA, 7792 nt
Organism: Betta splendens (Siamese fighting fish)
Lineage: Eukaryota; Metazoa; Chordata; Actinopteri; Anabantiformes; Osphronemidae
Product: 7-alpha-hydroxycholest-4-en-3-one 12-alpha-hydroxylase-like
Exons: 1
Coding region: 5063-6598 (511 amino acids)
Molecular function (GO): iron ion binding; heme binding; sterol 12-alpha-hydroxylase activity
Source: RefSeq, a predicted model, not a curated record